Messenger RNA from Cetraspora pellucida, 1020 nucleotides. The record is from the annotation of a GenBank genome assembly. Lineage: Eukaryota; Fungi; Glomeromycota; Glomeromycetes; Diversisporales; Gigasporaceae.
AUGACUUCUAAUAAUAGAAUAUGUCAUAUGACAACUACAUUAAUUAAUAAUAUGCCUGAUAUUUUAAAAAUUUCAUUUGUUUCUUCAAAUAAUAUUUCACUUUUUAAAUCAGGAUUAAUUUCUAUUAAUCAUCUUAAUAAUGCAUUAGCUAAUGAAUUAUGUAAUAAUUUAAUUAGUUAUAAUAGUCGUAAAUUAGAGUGGAAAAAUAUUUUAGAUAUUUUAACAUUUUCAGCUGAAUCAUUAAUAGAAUCUUUAUCAGUUCAUAUGUAUGAUGAUUAUGAAAAACAUGAAAAUAAAUUUAUUUCAAGUUUUUUAAAAACAAAACAAUAUUUAUUUUCAAAACCUCAAUUAGAUUCUUUAGUUUCCAAUACUAGUAUAUUUCUUUUAAAAUUUUUUACAAAUUUUUAUCAAAACCAAAAUGAUUUUAAUAUUAAAAAAGUUAAAAAAAAUGGAAGAAAUAAAAUUGAAGUUUAUAUUCCAACAAUUGAAAAAUGUUUUGUAAAAGGAAUUCUUCCAUCAGCAUAUCAUACAGAUAUACCUCCAAAUAAAGAAAAAUUAUGUGAUUUACAAUUUUGUAAUAUUACAAAUUCAGAUAUUACUAUUUUAUUAUGUGGACAUUCAUAUCAUACUUCAUGUUUUAAUAAUUUAAAUUUUACAUGUAAUUAUUGUUUUCAAUAUUAUAAAUCUUCAAUUGAAAAAAUAUCAAAUAAUUUUAAUACAUAUUUAAAAUCUAACAAAAAAAAAUAUGAAAAUGAUAGAGAAGAAAUUAGUAGUAAUAAUAUUAUUGAAUUAGAUGAAGAUAAUAUACUUGAAGAUAUUAAUAUAAAUGAAAAUAAUAUUAAUACAGAAUUUUCAUUAGCAAUGAAUAAUUUUAUUACAAUAACUAAUGAAAAUCAAAUAUUAACAGAAUUUAGAAGAGUUUCAAUUGAUUUUUCAAAUAAUAUAGAUCAAAAUAAUAUUAUUAUUUCAAACAAAAGAAAAAGAGAUUCUUAUCUUACAAAUUUAAUUCAAAAAAAAUAA